AUGGUGCUGCUCGGUGGGCCGCUGGGCAUUUCGCUCGCCCCAUAUAUUGUCAAAAAUCCUGGACUACAUAGAUUCAUCAAGCCAUGGGCCAACAUGUUCAUCAAUGCGUCUGGCUACCGCAAGGUUGGCUUGCGCUACGACGAUCUGAUUUCUGAAGAGCGCGAGGACGUCCAAAAGGCAUUGUCACGCCUGCCAGAUAAGGAGAGUUACGACCGUGUCUACCGCAUGCGGAGGGCGUUCCAAUGCGAUCUUAUGAGGCGUCUCCUGCCAAAGGACCAGUGGACGAAACCGGAGGAGGAUGUUCGAUAUCUUACUCCAUACAUUCGCGAAGUGGAGAAGGAAGAUACCGAGCGAGCAGAGUGGGAUGCAAUGGACGUAAAGGCUGUCCGGAAGCCCUUACCGCCUAGACGGCUCGCUUUGACUAUAUGCACAAUCGCAUUUAUUUAG
Serendipita indica DSM 11827 is the source of this 447-nucleotide messenger RNA. Lineage: Eukaryota; Fungi; Basidiomycota; Agaricomycetes; Sebacinales; Serendipitaceae. The record is from the annotation of a GenBank genome assembly.